AUGCCCCCCCCUGUGCUUCUCGACCAUGCUAGGACGGCCGGGGACAAAGCUGCCUGGGCUGGGUCUCGGGGAGACGGGGACGACACCGUCGGGAUCCUCGAGGGCGAUGCCAUUGAUCGCCGUUUCCCAAUGCUCACAUUCAAACCUGCGCUACUCUGCACAAGCACGGGGCAACCGGCGAGGUGCCGGUUCAUCGGAGAUGAUUUUGCCAUGGUGUUUCUUCUUCGUGCCCAACGAGGCCUCACCACUCUCCCCAGCGCCAUCACUGUGCCCAGUAAUUGCUUUUUCGAGUGA
Messenger RNA from Colletotrichum higginsianum IMI 349063, 294 nucleotides. RefSeq lists its product as uncharacterized. The transcript has a single exon. Lineage: Eukaryota; Fungi; Ascomycota; Sordariomycetes; Glomerellales; Glomerellaceae. The coding region runs from base 1 to 294 and encodes 97 amino acids. The record is from RefSeq and is a predicted model, not a curated record.